Rhodotorula graminis WP1 is the source of this 1143-nucleotide messenger RNA. RefSeq lists its product as uncharacterized. The transcript is spliced from 6 exons. Bases 1 to 1143 code for a protein of 380 amino acids. NCBI's taxonomy places the organism in Eukaryota, Fungi, Basidiomycota, Microbotryomycetes, Sporidiobolales, Sporidiobolaceae. The record is from RefSeq and is a predicted model, not a curated record.
AUGCCGCCCUCACCUGUCCACACGACGCCGCCGCACACGCCCCAUCCACUCGCCGAGGGCACGACGUGCGCUCCUCCACCUCGACCCGCCUCGCCGCCGCCCUCGCCCGUCUCGCAAGAUCCUCCCUCUCUCGCCGCCGCACCUCCUCGCCCUGCACCGCCAGUCGAGCCCUUCUCCCCUCCACCCUCGCCCGUCCUCUACCGCCCACCGCACCUACGCCAGCCGCCCCUCCCGCCGACGCACGACCCUUCCUCGUCGACCCUGCCGUGGAGGACUCGGCCGCCCUCGCCGACGACGCCUCGCUCGACUGCGCGCCCGCUCCUCGAGGCGCACGGAGACUCGUUCGUGUCCGUGUUCGGCCUGCUCGGCUUCAAGGUCAAGGUGUUCAAGUACAGCGGCGCGUCGGCGAGGGGCCUGAACAGUUCGACCUCGAAGCUCGGGGUCGGUCCGCAACUCGUCGCGAGGCUCGAGGCAGAGCGGCCGCCGCACGUCCUCCUCCAGUUCGCCACCGUCGACCUCGCGAUCAACUACCUGUGGCAGCUCAAGGCCCGAGGCGCCGCCGCGUCGAGCCCGGACGCCUGGACCGACAAGGUCGUCGCUGACUACACGGCGUUUCUCGCGUCGCGCAUCGUCCCGCUCGCCUCGCGCGAGCGCCUCAAGGUGUACGUCGUCGCUGCGUGUCCGCCGGUCGUCGAGGACCGCUACCUCGAGGCGAUGGCCGACAAGUACCUCUUUAAAGCCGCCGACGCACGCACCCUCCUCCCACUCUCGUCCGCCUCGCACCCUCACGACCUCGACACGCGCUCGCGCAUGGUGCGCCGCUUCAACGCCGCGCUCGACGCUUUUUGCGCCGAGCACGAGUGCCUCUCGUUCGUCGACAUCACGGAGGAGCUCGUCACGAGCGGCGCCGAGGAGGGGCAGACGCCGAGGGUGAGGGAGGAGUACGUCGACCGGGUUGACCCGACCAACGUGCACCUCCUGUGGGAGCCCACCCUCAGCCUGUGGGUCCGCGCCGUCGCGCCGCUCGCGCACCUCGCCGCCUCGCUCGACGCCGAGCGCCUCGGGCGCAGCGCGGAAGAGUACGAGAGGGAGAAGAGGGAGAGGGUCGAGAGGCGCGGGAGCGGGAGCGGGGCUGGGGCGUGA